AUGCACAUUCUAUGUCUACAUGGAGCCGGCUCGAACUCUCGAACAGCUGCCAUCCGGUAUGAACUCGGCGAUAGCCACACCUACGACUUCAUCGAAGGCAACAUCCCUGCCCCAAUGCAGCCGGGGAUUGAACUCAUCGCGACCAAGGAUGAGCCAAUGUACGCUUACUUCGACGAGAAGAACCCGGGAAGUGGAGUCGCCGCCUACAGACAUCUAGAGGAACUGCUCUACCACGAAGGACCCUACGACGGCGUCCUCGCGUUCAGCCAGGCAGGCACGUUGAUCCUGACCUACCUCGCGUAUCUCGCCAAACACAAGCCGAACUGCCCCCUGCCAUUCAAGUUCGCCAUUAUCCUCUCGAUCACCCACCCACCCCUGGACUACGGCGGCAUUCAGAGUGGGGAGAUCCGGCCGAUAGACCUCGGAGCCUACAAGGAUGCGGUUCGCAUUCCCACGGCGCACAUCUGGGGCUCGCGGGAUCUGGCGGCGAACGAGAUUGCGUUGACAAAUACCAUCUGCGCGGCGGGGGUGCGAUGGGUUAAAGUGAAUGAAUGCAAGGUCCCGGGGGAUUCACACAUUCACUCCUACCCGGUGCAGGGGUCGUCGUACGGGUCUGAUUUCUUAUACCAAGAACGAUCUAGCAAAAUAAGCCUCUGGCCGAAUUCUGGACGGGUCCGCCAAGUAAGCAGUCCCAGCGCAAUGGAUGUCAAUCACAAAACCCAUGGCUCGUUCCCCGAAUCGCACACCCUGCCAUCCUUGAGUGCCUCGUCGGCCGAAGAUCCGGAGAAUGAGGUCUUUGGUCAGCCGAAGUACAUGCAUGGCCCUCGACUGUGGUUCGCUGGCGGCGGUAUCGCGCUGAGUUUGUUCCUCGCUACAGCUGAGAUCACAAUCAUUAGCACCUCGCUAGUCACCAUCAGCCGUCACCUGGACGGUUCCGACCAAAGCACCUGGAUCAUCACCUCCUAUCUCCUGGCCUUCGCGGGCUUCCUCACCCUCUGGGCUAAAUGCAGUCAUUUCAUCGGGCUCAAGCUAGUGAUGCUGAUUUCACUAGCCAUUUUCGUUGCCUUCUCAGGCGGUUGCGCUGCUGCUCAGACCAUGAGUCAGCUUAUUAUCUGCCGCGCCUUCCAGGGCGUCGGAGGAUCAGGGGUCUUUACUUCGUGCCUUUUCGGCGUUAUCUGCCUUCUUCCUCCGGCCAAGUAUGACAUCGCCAGUGCGGCGGGGUCAGGUGUGCUGACGCUGGCGCUUAUCCUGGGUACAGUUAUCGGGGGUGGUAUCAGCAGCUCCGGCGCCUGGCGCUGGGUUUUCCUGUUCAAUGCUGACCUGCUUGCCCCAUCUAGUGUUCCUGCCGGGGUAGUGGCCUGGGUGAUCAUAUGGAUCCUGGUCCCCAAAGACUUUGAACGUGCCCGAAAGGCCGAGAGGAGCCACGUGCAUGGGCCAUGGAGUUUCCUGACCAAAGCAGACACCGUUGGAUGCCUGCUGCUGCUCGCGUUCUCCGUCCUAUUCGUGGCUGCCUUCGAGGAAGCGAACAUCCGGUACGCGUGGUCGUCAGCCGCCAUCAUCAGUAUGCUAACGAUCUCGGGCGUGCUUCUGGUUGCGUUCAUCGCGUGGGAGUGGUCCGUGGCCAAUCGCAAGUAUUGGGGCUUCGAGCCAAUUCUUCCUUGGGGCAUCCUCCGCAACCGAGUGCUGUUGGGAGCCAUCCUAGGAUGCUUCCUGACAGGACCUGCGAUCACAAUCCUGUUCAUCGAACUCCCGCAGCGCUUCCAAACCGUGAACCACAGUACGGCAAUCGGAGCCGGAGUGAAGGUCCUCGCCUUCGGCCUGGGCUCGCCCGUUGGCGCGGCGGUGUGUAGUCUCCUGGCCGGGCGAUUGCGCACUCCCUUCGUGUAUCUCGCGGCGGCAGGGUCCGUGCUGCAGAUCGUGGGAGCCUUCCUCCUCUCCUCGAUUCCCCCCACUUUGGACAUCUGGCCGGGCCAGUAUGGAUACAUGGUAAUCACGGGCAUGGGAACGGGGAUCUCUAUUGCGGCCCUGUACAUGUGUGUUCCGGUGGUGGUUACAAUUGAUCAAGUCCCGCUGACUUACCCAACAGGAACUGCCAUGGGCCUGACGCUCCAAGCGCGCAUGAUCGGGGCCUCCCUCGGCGUGGCCAUCGUCAACAGCAUCCUGAUCGAUUACGUCAAGGGCCAUCUUCCGGCCACCGAGGCAGCGGCGGCGGAUCCGAACCUGCUCGCCGGGUUUCCGACGGCGACCCAGGAGGAAAUUCGUAAGGUCUACGCGGUGGGGUACAAUCGACAGAUGUACGCGGUUGGGGCGUUCGGAGCGGCGCAAUUGAUCGCUGUGGCCUUGAUGUGGAAGAGGGAGCAAGUCCGGCUUGUCAAGUGA
Molecule: messenger RNA, 2379 nt
Organism: Aspergillus uvarum CBS 121591
Lineage: Eukaryota; Fungi; Ascomycota; Eurotiomycetes; Eurotiales; Aspergillaceae
Exons: 11
Coding region: 1-2379 (792 amino acids)
Biological process (GO): transmembrane transport
Molecular function (GO): transmembrane transporter activity
Source: RefSeq, a predicted model, not a curated record